GAAACAUCAACUGAAAUCACUGAACAAGAAACAGAAUUUUCUGAGAAUGCCACUUCAGAGGAAAUUGGCGAAACAACUGGAAGAAAUCAAGUGAACGAAACGGAAACUCCAAAAAAUGGUCAACCUAAAGGUCAAAUUAUUCCUAAUGAAAUAUCAACUCAACAACCAGGAGAUGAAACUGAAACUCCUGAACAUAAAACGCCCAAAAAAAUUAUUGGCGUAACUCUAAUUUCUGCAAAUGGAAAACCCAGCGAUCGAAGUCAUCCUGAAAAAACAUCAACCCAAACAACUGGAGAAGACACGGAAACUUCUGAGAAUGUCACUUCCGAAGAAAUUAGCGAAACAACUGAAAGGAGUCCAGUAGACGAAACUCAAACUUCAGAAAGUGGUCAAUCAUAUCAAACUAAUCAUGAUAGAAUAUCAACUCAAAAACCGAGAAAUGAACCUAAAAUUUCUGAAAAGAAAAAAACCCCAGUUGACGUAACCCAGAUUUCCGAAAAUGAACAAACAAGAGAUCAGAGUAAUCCUGAAGAAACACCAACUGUAACAUCUGAGGAAGACACCGAAACUUCUGAGAAUGUCACUUCAGAAGGAAUCAGUGAACCGACAGAAACGAAUCCAGUAGACGAAAUUCAAACUUCAGAGGCUGGUCAAGCAGGGGGUCAAACUAAUCCUGAAACUGAAAUUCCUCAACAGACAACACAAAAAAGUGCAGUUGACGUAACUCAAAUUUCCGGAGAUGUACAACCAUGGGAUCGGAAUAAUCCUGAAGGAACAUCAACUGAAAUCACUGAAGAAGAAACAGAAAUUUCUGAGAAUGCCUCUUCAGAUGAAAUUGGCGAAACAAUGGAAAGAAACCCAGUGGACAGAACUCAUACUUCAGAAAAUGGUCGACCUGAAGGUCAAACUAAUCCUGAUGAAAUAUCAACUCAACAACCAGGAGAUAAAACUGAAAUUCCCGAACAUAAAACGCACAAAAAAAUUAUUGGCGUAACUCUAAUUUCUGAAAAUGGAAAACCCAGCGAUCGAAGUCAUCCCGAAAAAACAUCAACUCAAACAACUGGAGAAGACACGGAAACUUCUGAGAAUGUCACUUCAGAAGAAAUUAGCGAAACAACAGAAAGCAGUCCAGUAGACGGAACUCAAACUCCAGAAAGUGGUCAAUCAUAUCAAACUAAUCAUUAUAGAAUAUCAACUCAAAAACCGGAAAAUGAUCCUGAAAUUUCUGAAAAGAAAAGGACCCCAGUUGACGCAACCCAGAUUUCCGAAAAUGAACAAACAAGAGAUCAGAGUAAUCCUGAAGAAACAUCAACUGUAACAUCUGAGGAAGACACCGAAACUUCUGAGAAUGUCAGUUCAGAAAGAAUUAGCGAACCAACGAAAACGAAUCCAGUAGACGAAAUUCAAACUUCAGACAUAGGUCAACCAGGAGAUCAAAGUAAUCCUGAAACUGAAAUUCCUCAACAGACAACUCAAAGAACUGCAGUUGACGUAACUCAAAUUUCCGGAGAUGGACAACGAGGGGAUCGGAAUAAUCCUGAAGGAACAUCAACUGAAAUCACUGAAGAAGAAACAGAAAUUUCUGAGAAUGCCACUUCAGAUGAAAUUAGCGAAACAACGGAAAGAAACCCAGUGGACAGAACUCAAACUUCAGAAAAUGGUCAACCUGAAGGUCAAACUAAUCCUGAUGAAGUAUCAACUCAACAACCAGGAGAUGAAACUGAAAUUCCCGAACAUAAAACGCCCAAAAAAAUUAUUGGCGUAACUUUUAUUUCUGAAAAUAGAAAACCCGGCGAUCGAAGUCAUCCUGAAAAAACAACAACUCAAACAAAUGGAGAAGACACGGAAACUUCUGAGAAUGUCACUUCGGAAGAAAUUAGCGAAACAACUGAAAGGAGUCCAGUAGACGAAACUCAAACUUCAGAAAGUGGUCAAUCAUAUCAAACUAAUCAUGAUAGAAUAUCAACUCAAAAACCGAGAAAUGAACCUGAAAUUUCUGAAGAGAAAAGGACCCCAGUUGACGUAACCCAGAUUUCCGAAAAUGAACAAACAAGAGAUCAGAAUAAUCCUGAAGAAACAUCAACUGUAACAUCUGAGGAAGACACCGAAACUUCUGAGAAUGUCACUUCAGAAGGAAUUGGCGAAUCAACGAAAACGAAUCCAGUAGACGAAAUUCAAACUUCAGAGACUGGUCAACCAGGGGGUCAAACUAAUCCUGAAACUGAAAUUCCUCAACAGACAACGCAGAAAAGUGCAGUUGACGUAACUCAAAUUUCCGGAGAUGGACAACCAGGGGAUCGGAAUAAUCCUGAAGAAACAUCAACUGAAAUCACUGAAGAAGAAACAGAAAUUUCUGAGAAUGCCACUUCAGAUGAAAUUGGCAAAACAACUGAAAGAAAUCAAGUGAACGGAACGGAAACUAAAAAAAAUGGUCAACCUGAAGGUCAAACUAAUCAUAAUAAAAUAUCAACUCAAAAACCGGGAAAUGAACCUGUCAUUUCUGAAGACAAAAGGACUCCAGUUGACGUAACUCAGAUUUCCGAAAAUGAACAAACAAGAGAUCAGAGUAAUCCUGAAAAAACAUCAACGGUAACAUCUGAGGAAGACACCGAAACUUCUGAGAAUGUCACUUCAGAAAGAAUUAGCGAACCAACGAAAACGAAUCCAGUAGACAAAAUUCAAACUUCAGACAUAGGUCAACCAGGAGGUCAAAGUAAUCCUGAAACUGAAAUUCCUCAACAGACAACUCAAAGAACUGCAGUUGACGUAACUCAAAUUUCCGGAGAUGGACAACGAGGGGAUCGGAAUAAUCCUGAAGGUACAUCAACUGAAAUCACUGAAGAAAAAACAGAAAUUUCUGAGAAUGCCACUUCAGAUGAAAUUGGCGAAACAACGGAAAGAAACCCAGUGGACAGAACUCAAACUUCAGAAAAUGGUCAACCUGAAGGUCAAACUAAUCCUGAUGAAGUAUCAACUCAACAACCAGGAGAUGAAACUGAAAUUCCCAAACAUAAAACGCCCAAAAAAAUUAUUGGCGUAACUUUUAUUUCUGAAAAUAGAAAACCCGGCGAUCGAAGUCAUCCUGAAAAAACAACAACUCAAACAAAUGGAGAAGACACGGAAACUUCUGAGAAUGUCACUUCGGAAGAAAUUAGCGAAACAACUGAAAAGAGUCCAGUAGACGAAACUCAAACUUCAGAAAGUGGUCAAUCAUAUCAAACUAAUCAUGAUAGAAUAUCAACUCAAAAACCGGGAAAUGAACCUGACAUUUCUGAAGAGAAAAGGACUUCAGUUGACGUAGCUCAGAUUUCCGAAAAUGAACAAACAAGAGAUCAGAGUAAUCCUGAAGAAACAUCAACUGUUACAUCCGAGGAAGACACAGAAAUUUCUGAGAAUGUCACUUCAGAAGGAAUUAGCGAACCAACGAAAACGAAUCCAGUAGAUAAAAUUCAAACUUCAGUAAAUGGUCAACCAAAUGGUCAAACUAAUCCGGAAACUGAAAUUCCUCAACAGACAACACAAAAAACUGCAGUUGACGUAACUCAAAUUUUCGGAGAUGGACAACCAGGGGAUCGGAACAAUCCUGAAGAAACAUCAACUGAAAUCACUGAAGAAGAAACAGAAAUUUUUGAGAAUGCCACUUCAGAUGAAAUUGGCGAAACAACAGAAAGAAACCCAGUGGACAGAACUCAAACUUCAGAAAAUGGUCAACCUGAAGGUCAAACUAAUCCUAAUGGAAUAUCAACUCAAAAACAAGGAGAUGAAACUGAAAUUCCUGAACAUAAAACGCCCAAAAAAAUUAUUGGCGUAACUCUGAUUUCUGAAAAUGGAAAACCUGGCGAUCAAAGUCAUCGUGAAAAAACAUCAACUGAAACAACUGGAGAAGACACAGAAACUUCUGAGAAUGUCACUUCAGCAGAAAUUAGCGAAACAACUGAAAGGAGUCCGGUAGACGAAACUCAAACUAAUCAUGAUACAAUAUCAACUCAAAAACCGGGAAAUGAACCUGACAUUUCUGAAGAAACAGCAACUGGAACAACUGGAGAAGUCAUGGAAACUUCUGAGAAUGUUACUUCAGAAGAAAUUAAAGAAACAAUCAAAAGGAGUCCAGUGGACGAAACUUCAGAAAAUGGUCAAUCAGUAUAUCAAACUAAUCAUGAUGGAAAAUCUACUCAAAAACCAGGAAAUCAACCUGAUAUUCCUGAAGAGAAAACAAAAAGGUCUCCAACUGACGUAACUCAUAUUUCCGAAAAGAAACAAACAGAAGAUCAGAGUAAUCCUAAAGAAACAUCUACUGAUGAUCAAAAUUCUGAAGAGGCAACACGAAGAUAUCCAAAGAAUACUGGAUAUGGGAAGACAACGGCUAAGUAUUCAAUAGAUGGCAAUAAAACAUCGGAUACAACAAAUUCAGGAGCCAAUACAGUGGAUAAUGAAACAAGCAUCGUGAGCUCAACAGAUGAUAUUAAGACAUCAGAAAAUAUCAAAUCGGUGGACCAGACCAAGGAGAAAGGGGCGACUACUAAAAAUCCAACAGAUAUCAAUGGAAUUUCAGAGACUAUGGAAUCAGCAGAUGAAACCACAGAAGAAUAUCCAGAUGACGCCACUGUUGAAACCGAAGGGAAAUCCGCUACAAUAUGUCAAACACAUUCAGAUCGACCAUGUUUUGAAGAAGGUUUUUUCCGUCUCAAUCAAUCAUGCACCCAACAUUACGAAUGUUACUACAGUAAAAAGUGUGGAAAAAUUAUUUCGUCAGGAGUCUACGAGUGUCCAAAUUGUCUAAAAUUCAAUGCUAGAAAACGUCGUUGCGAUCUACCUAAAUAUGUACCGGAGUGUACUGCUCACAAAGAAACAUAUCAGAAAUAUCAGCAACAUGUACUUUUCAGACCUGUGAAACUGUGUUCUGGUUCUGGCAUUUUUCCAGAUCCAUCAAAUGAAACAAAAUAUUACAAAUGUGUCGACAUUCUAGGAGAAAAUAUACAUUAUUUAACUUCAGUUGACUGUCCAAGCAAAACGAGAUUCAACCCACAAAUCAAUAAGUGUGAUUUAAAUUAUCAUUACAAACGCAAUCACUACAGCCAUGUGUUGGGAGCAUGCAAUACGGAUGAAUAUGCCUUCCAUAAGUAUAGCUGUCAAAAAUUCUUCAGGUGUUUUGAAAAGCAGUCUCCCGUGGAACUGGAAUGUCUUGAUGGAUAUAUUUUCAAUGGAAAAGAUUGUCAGUUAAUCAAACUAACAAGUUAUUGUGAUUGGGGCGCUCUGAGCGACUUUCUGUAUAAAAAAAAGGAAAACUGAAUUUGUGAUUUGACCCCCAGGGAUAGUAUCAAUAUAUAAUUAUAAAAUAAUUGAUGGAAUACAAGAAUUAUUCUGAUGUAAAUAUAUACAGUGCACCAGUAAAAA
This is a messenger RNA of Leptinotarsa decemlineata (Colorado potato beetle), 5394 nucleotides long. RefSeq lists its product as uncharacterized. Lineage: Eukaryota; Metazoa; Arthropoda; Insecta; Coleoptera; Chrysomelidae. Gene Ontology annotation, molecular function: chitin binding. The record is from RefSeq and is a predicted model, not a curated record. Gene Ontology annotation, cellular component: extracellular region.